Molecule: messenger RNA, 2347 nt
Organism: Symphalangus syndactylus (siamang)
Lineage: Eukaryota; Metazoa; Chordata; Mammalia; Primates; Hylobatidae
Gene: NCR2
Product: natural cytotoxicity triggering receptor 2
Cellular component (GO): cell surface
Molecular function (GO): signaling receptor activity
Source: RefSeq, a predicted model, not a curated record
UCAGCCGGAAGGCUCCAGACCAAAGGCAGGAGGCCUGUUCUGGUCCUGUGUGACUCUGAGCAGGUGGCUGACCAUAUCUGGGCCUCAGGUCCCGCAUCUGUGAAAAAGAUAAGUAAUAUCUCCCUCGUGAAUCUGCUGAGGGUCUUGAGAAAGUGUGUGUGAGCACGCUUUGUAAAUGAUGCUUGUGUGAGUGAGUGGCGGGCAUCGCUCCCUGAGCUGUCUUCUAGCUCCAGAGCUCCAGCCUGCUGUCCCACCUUGGGCCCUUGGGCGCCAACAUCUGAUAGCCCUACUGUGUCCUCCUUUUGCCUGCCCCUCUGCCCUUCCCAUUCUCAGUCUCUAUGUACUCCUACUGUAAGGAGAAGGGCAGUGUACUGAGAUGGAGUGGGGAGCAGGAGUCCAGGAGCAGGCAAAGCAGUGGACUUGGAAUCAAGUCCACUUGACAAGUUCCAGUUCCCAUCUCAGUUAUUACCUCUGUUCGCAGAGCUCCCGGCAGCAGCUCGCCAGUCCAGCAGAGCCCCCAGUGGUGCAACUGCAAUUACACACAGUGUCUCCGCCAGUCCUAAGAUAUAUUAGCUCGUUCUCUUUGUAAAUUGCAUCUUAUUUUAAAAUUAAAUCUUCAAAGUGCUGACAUUAACUAAAGAAAAAGAUGCUAGAGUCUUUCAUCUGUUUAUGUUUUAAUUAAACAAAGUUUCUCCAGGGUCCUUAAGUGGUGGAGGUCCAGGAUGCAGAGAUGAGGCCAGGUCCUGGUUCCUGGGCUCCCUCUACCCCACCCCACUGAUGCAUCCCAUGCUCCGUGUGCUCUCCCGACCCUCCCCUCCCCUACCUUUGCCAGGGACCCUCCCUAGCCUCCCUUGCUGGUUUUGAAUCUCCACCUCCUCUCCCCUCUCCUCUCCCGCACCCACGAAACCUCCCAGAGUGGAAGCACAUCACUGACCCACCACGGAGUCCUCGGCAUGACGUCCCUGGCCAUCCUGUGACCAGUGAGGCUUGGGGCUUGUGAUCAGGGUUCCAAGUGCCCCUGAGCUUGUCAUCCACCCUCAGCCUCAGCCUGACUUUCCCUAGAAAGGGCAGCAAAGCCAGGGCCCCGCAAAGAAGAGGCAGCACACAGAGGGAGCAAGGGGGAAGCCGUCCAUAACUCGCCCACAGUUUCCUCCUGGCCUUUUCAGCUCCUCCCUCGGGGGUAGGUCAUGGUGGGGAGGGGCAGCUGGGCACAGGGGAGAGCAGGCAUCUUCUACAGAGGCCUGGGAAGCUGUGUGCUGGACAGCACCAAGCCCACCAGACCCAGACUCACCUACAGCUGGAGAUCCCCACUUCCCUGUGCCCACAGAAUCUGCGCUUUGCAGUCUCCCAUCUCCCCAACCCAGGCCUUAGCCUUUCUCAUUUUUCUAUCAGAGGUGCUGGAAGAGCAGCAGAAUCAGGCCCAGCUCCCAAUUCCCUCUCCCCAGUCUUCUCCAGGUGUCCCCUCCCACGAGCACACAGGAAAAGGACCACAUGGCCUGGCGAGCCCCACACCCACUGCUGCUGCUGCUGCUGCUGUUCCCAGGCUCUCAGGCACGAUCCAAGGCUCAGGUGCUUCAAAGUGUGGCAGGGCAGACGCUAACCGUGAGAUGCCAGUACCCACCCACGGGCAGGCUCUACGAGAAGAAAGGCUGGUGUAAGGAGGCUUCAGCACUUGUGUGCAUCAGGUUAGUCACCAGCUCCAAGCCCAGGACGGUGGCUUGGACCUCUCGAUUCGCAAUCUGGGACGACCCUGAUGCUGGCUUCUUCACUGUCACCAUGACUGAUCUGAGAGAGGAAGACUCAGGACAUUACUGGUGUAGAAUCUACCGCCCUUCUGACAACUCUGUCUCUAAGUCCGUCAGAUUCUAUCUGGUGGUAUCUCCAGCCUCUGCCUCCACACAGACCUCCUGGGCUCCCCGCGACCUGGUCUCUUCACAGACCCAGACCCAGAGCUGUGUGCCUCCCACUGGAGUAGCCAGACAAGCCCCUGAGUCUCCAUCUACCAUCAUUGUCCCUUCACAGCCACAGAACUCCACGCUCCACCCUGGCCCUGCAGCCCCCAGUGCCCUGGUCCCUGUGCUCUGUGGACUCCUCAUAGCCAAGAGCCUGGUGCUGUCAGCCCUGCUCGUCUGGUGGGGGAACAUAUGGUGGAAAACCCUGAUGGAGCGCAGGAGCCUGGAUACCAAAAAAGCCACCUGCCACCUUCAACAGGUCACGGACCUUCCCUGGACCUCAGUUUCCUCACCUGUAGAGAGAGAAAUAUUAUAUCACACUGUUGCAAGGACUAAGAUAAGCGAUGAUGAUGAUGAACACACUUUGUGAAUAAUAAAAUUAUCUGAAUGUUUUA